Messenger RNA from Humulus lupulus (European hop), 674 nucleotides. RefSeq names its product rac-like GTP-binding protein RHO1. The record is from RefSeq and is a predicted model, not a curated record. Lineage: Eukaryota; Viridiplantae; Streptophyta; Magnoliopsida; Rosales; Cannabaceae. The transcript is spliced from 7 exons. Gene Ontology annotation, cellular component: cell projection; plasma membrane; cytoplasmic vesicle. Bases 1 to 645 code for a protein of 214 amino acids. Gene Ontology annotation, biological process: cortical cytoskeleton organization; actin filament organization; regulation of actin cytoskeleton organization. Gene Ontology annotation, molecular function: GTPase activity; protein kinase binding; GTP binding.
AUGACAGGCUCGACAAAGUUGAAUGGAACAAUAGAUUUUGGUCUGUGGAGAGAAAGGCUGAAGGGAAUUCUUGGAGGUCAAAAGAUUGCAAAGGUUCUUGGUGAUCAGAAGAUAUCUGAUAUGCGAUUGCAUAUCAUUUUGUCCAAUGACCAAAAUUUAGAUUGUGGUUUUGUAACCAUUGAGACUGUUUUUAAUUGUAUUGAUGUGCUGCUAGUUGAUUACGUGCCAACUGUUUUGGACAAUUUCAGUGCAAAUGUUGUUGUGAAUGGAAGCACUGUUAACUUGGGAUUAUGGGAUACAUCCGGACAGGAGGACUAUAAUAGGUUAAGACCCUUGAUUUAUCGUGGGCCAGAUGUUUUUAUACUGGCAUUCUCUCUCAUUAGAAAAGAUAGCUAUGAAAAUGUUUCCAAGAAGUGGAUUCCAGAAUUGAAGCAUUAUGCACCCAGUGUCCCAAUUAUUCUUCUAGACCUUCGAGAAGAUAAGCAGUUCUUUAUAGACCAUCCUGGUGUCGUGCCAAUUACUACAGCUCAGGGGGAGGAACUGCGAAAGCUUAUUGGAACACCUGCUCAUAUUGAAUGCAGUUCAAAGACACAGCAGGUAUGUAGUAGUAUCACUUGCUCAGUAAACUUAGCUUUUUCCUUCUAAUGAAAUUGGCUUUUUUUCUUAACAAACUU